Oryza brachyantha (malo sina) is the source of this 1964-nucleotide messenger RNA. RefSeq names its product sugar transporter ERD6-like 4. Gene Ontology annotation, cellular component: membrane. Lineage: Eukaryota; Viridiplantae; Streptophyta; Magnoliopsida; Poales; Poaceae. The transcript has 17 exons. Bases 167 to 1687 code for a protein of 506 amino acids. Gene Ontology annotation, biological process: carbohydrate transport; transmembrane transport. The record is from RefSeq and is a predicted model, not a curated record. Gene Ontology annotation, molecular function: sugar transmembrane transporter activity.
ACGUUCCCCAUCCCAACGGAGAAAACGGCGAAAGAAAGAAAGAAAAAACCGAGAAAAUCAGAGUACCACUCGCUCCUCCUUCCAUCCAUCGAGCUAAGCUUGGCGAGACAGCGCCCGCGGGAUCGCGGGCCACGCAGGCAGCUUGCCCCGCCCCGAUCCAUCCGAGAUGAGCUUCCGCGGCGAGGAGAGCGGCGGUGAGGAUGGGGCCCGCUCGUCGUCGGCGUCGGACCUGCGGAAGCCGUUCCUCCACACGGGGAGCUGGUACAAGAUGUCGGCGGCCGGCGGCGGGAUGGGGUCGCGGCAGUCCAGCCUCAUGGACCGCCUCGGCUCCUCCGCCUACUCCCUCCGCGACACCUCCGUCUCCGCCGUGCUCUGCACCCUCAUCGUCGCGCUCGGCCCCAUCCAGUUCGGCUUCACCUGCGGGUUCUCCUCCCCGACGCAGGACGCCAUCAUCUCCGACCUCGGCCUCUCGCUCUCCGAGUUCUCGUUGUUCGGGUCGCUGUCGAACGUUGGGGCAAUGGUGGGCGCCAUUGCCAGCGGGCAGAUCGCCGAGUACAUCGGCCGCAAGGGGUCUCUCAUGAUCGCGGCAAUUCCAAACAUUAUUGGAUGGCUCGCAAUAUCUUUUGCAAAAGACUCAUCCUUUUUGUUUAUGGGUCGAUUGCUGGAAGGAUUUGGGGUCGGCGUGAUAUCCUAUGUGGUGCCAGUUUAUAUAGCAGAAAUUGCUCCACAAACAAUGAGAGGAGCUCUUGGUUCAGUCAAUCAGCUUUCUGUUACUAUUGGCAUAUUGCUUGCCUACUUGUUAGGCAUGUUUGUUCCCUGGAGAAUUCUAUCUGUUCUCGGUAUUUUACCAUGUUCAGUUCUGAUACCUGGAUUGUUCUUUAUCCCUGAAUCACCAAGGUGGCUGGCAAAAAUGGGAAAGAUGGAGGAUUUUGAAUCAUCGCUGCAAGUCUUGCGAGGAUUUGACACAGACAUCGCAGCAGAAGUAAAUGAAAUAAAGAGAUCAGUUGCAUCAUCACGGAGGAGGACAACAAUACGAUUUGCAGAAAUCAAGCAUAAGAGAUAUAGUGUUCCUCUAAUGAUAGGAAUUGGUCUCCUUGUUCUUCAGCAGUUAAGUGGUGUGAAUGGCAUUCUAUUUUAUGCUGCUAGUAUCUUCAAAGCUGCUGGUCUUACAAAUAGUAAUCUAGCAACAUUUGGUCUAGGGGUUGUUCAGGUGGUUGCUACUGGAGUGACAACUUGGCUGACUGACAAAGCUGGUCGACGACUACUUCUCAUUAUCUCUACUACAGGGAUGACCAUUACACUUGUCGUUGUUUCUGCGUCAUUUUUCGUGAAGGACAACAUAACUAGUGGCUCUCAUUUAUACUCUGUAAUGAGUAUGCUUUCGUUGGCUGGGCUUGUGGCAUUUGUGGUUUCAUUUUCCCUUGGUUUGGGAGCCAUACCAUGGAUCAUAAUGUCUGAGAUUCUUCCUGUAAAUAUCAAGAGUCUUGCUGGAAGCGUUGCAACCCUUGCAAACUGGUUGACAGCAUGGCUCAUUACGAUGACGGCAAGCUUGAUGUUAAGCUGGAGCAAUGGAGGAACAUUUGCUAUCUAUGCUGCGGUGUGUGCCGGUACCCUCGUUUUUGUAUGCCUAUGGGUGCCGGAGACCAAAGGAAGAACACUAGAGGAGAUUGCAUUUUCUUUCCGGUGAAGCCAAAGCACGGCCUUUCUGUUGGCAAUAGAUUUACGGAUUAGCUAUCAAGAUCUGAACUCUUGAGUUCAUGUAUGUAAUCAUGUAUUGGUUGGAUUUGUAUCAUGUGUUCAUGCGUGUACAAUAGAAAUAUAGAGUGGAGCAGUAGCAAAGUACAGGACCAUUGCAAGCUAUCUCGCAUGGGAGCAAUCUGUUGAUUUUACCCAAACUGCUAUGGAGGGAACAGUGAAGACUUCAUGUAGUAAGAUAAAUUUUGAGCAAAUAAAUUGAUGAGGAU